Molecule: messenger RNA, 1138 nt
Organism: Aegilops tauschii subsp. strangulata
Lineage: Eukaryota; Viridiplantae; Streptophyta; Magnoliopsida; Poales; Poaceae
Source: RefSeq, a predicted model, not a curated record
UCCCCUUCCCCCUCCAUUUAUCUACCUCCUCCCAACCCCGCGUCUCCCUCCCUCCCUCACAACCUCCAUUGCUGCGUGCUCCCUUCCUCCUCUCUAACCAAGCACCUCCUCUUGCGCUGCGGGUGCUGGCUACCUAGAGGUGGCGUGCUGGAUGGUCGCUGAGGCGGUCGGGUUCAUGAUGUCCCGCGCGGCGGACGGCGGCACCAUGGCGCCGGAGCUCGUCACCCGGGACUUCCUCGGCGGCUGCCAGGCGCCCGCCCCCGGCGAUGACCCCAGGCACGACGCGGCCGCCCGGCACGACUCCGUCAUGCCCGGCAAGCCACCGCUGCAGAAGCACCGGAGCCCGCCGCCGUCGGCCAGGGGGGACCUCAACCUCUUCCCCGCCUCCGGCGCCGCCAUGGCGCCACUGCCGACGAUGGCGCCGGCGGCGGACUGCGCCGCCACCACCACGUACCACAGCGUGUGCACGAUCGAGAAGGUCAAGACCGCGCUGGAGCGGUUCGAGCGCGGGAAGCAGGGGCAGGGGCAGCACCACCACCAGCAGCAGCACAGCGGCGCGGGCGCGACCGCGGGCGCCUCCCCGUCCUCCUCCUCGGUCACCACGUCCUCCGUCAAGCGCCGCGGGGACGCCGGCGCCGUGGAGCAGGGCGACGGCUGCGACUCCCCGUCCGCGGGCGGGGGCAUGGUGGCCGCCGCAUGCCCGCGCUGCUUCCUCUACGUGCUCAUCGCCCGGAGCGACCCCCGCUGCCCGCGCUGCGAGUCGCACGUGCCGCCACCCCCGGCCCCGGCGCCCAAGAAGAAGCCGCGGAUCGACCUCAACGUCGGCUUCCUCGGAACCUAGCCAUGCCAAGCCAAGAAGAAGUAGGUCAAGAUGGUUGUCGUCCGUCCUCGUCCUCGUCCUCGUCCUCGGCGCGUUAGGUAGGCAGCAGGCCUCCGGUGCUCGGAUUGGCCACGACGACGCCAUUGUUUUUCUGAUGCCACCGACGGAUUCCGGUACAUAGGGGAGGCGCUCCAGAUUUUUGCUUGUCCAUUUCCAAGUAUGGCCGGCCGUCCGUCCGUCCGUCCCCGAUUCUGUCAUGUCAGAUCAAUCAAACACUCGACAGAACAUGAAUGAAUGAAACUACUAUUCCUACUGGUA